CGCACCCUCCCCAACCCCUCGCGCACCCUCCCGACCCCUCGCGCUCCCUCCCUCCCUCCCUCCCGACCCUCACGCUCCCUCCCCCUCCCUCACGCUCCCCCCCCCCCCCCUCCCUCU
Messenger RNA from Procambarus clarkii (red swamp crayfish), 117 nucleotides. The record is from RefSeq and is a predicted model, not a curated record. NCBI's taxonomy places the organism in Eukaryota, Metazoa, Arthropoda, Malacostraca, Decapoda, Cambaridae.